Molecule: messenger RNA, 828 nt
Organism: Lates calcarifer (barramundi perch)
Lineage: Eukaryota; Metazoa; Chordata; Actinopteri; Centropomidae
Product: protein FAM240C-like
Exons: 3
Coding region: 199-444 (81 amino acids)
Source: RefSeq, a predicted model, not a curated record
AAAAAGAGAAAGGAGAAGUAGAGAGAGAAGGGGACAAGCAAAAGAAAGAGAUGUAAAACAGAAGAGAAGAAAUGACAAUGAGAAGUAAAGCAAGAGGUUGAGAGGAGAAAAGAGAAAGAGAAAAAACAAGAGAAAAGAAAAAAGACAGAAGAAAGAAAGAAACAACAAAAAAAGUUUAAAACCUGGAAAACAGCAGUGAUGAACGCAGCUCGAAUUCAUGACAAACAGAAGCUGAGGUCGUUCUGGGAGCAGAGGAUUGUUCAGCACAGUGAGCACAUGAACGAGGAGGAAAACCGCAUGAGGAGCAGUGCUCUGGCACGGCUGAGGGAGCAGUGGGUGGUCAGGUUGGAUCAGAGGAAUCAGCACCAGCAGAGUUUCUUCGAGGAGAGAAUCAGACGAGCUCAGAAAGCUCAGCAGAGCUUCAGGAAGCUCAAUUCAGCCUGAACUCAGGAGAUGAACCUGAAGAAGGUUACAAACACUAACACCCCCACCAAUCAGCUUGCAGGUGAAGAGCAGCUGUCCAGUGGCAGCAUUCACAUUUAAGUAAUUACAUAUUUAAGUAAGUAUUUUAAAAAUGAAAGAGACAAAGUGAAAAAUGUCACCAUGACUAAAUCUGCUAAAAAAUCAGAGAAAAAUACAAGACCUGUCAUAUGAAAAUCAAUAAUUAUUUUUAUUGUUGUUGGUGAAAAACAAUAUCUAAAAUAACUGACUUCUUGGAGAAUGUUUUGCCUUUCGUGUUGCAUUUCAUUCCUGCCUGAUGCCAGUGUUUUGUCAUUAUUGUGAUCUAUUAUUGUUACUCCAUAGCAUAUAAUUGAUGGUCUUAAAUAA